GCUAUGGUCGCUGGCGUGAAGCGCUCAUGGAUUUCCGACAAGGAGAUGGACGAAUUCGAUCAUAUCACCGGAGAUCAAAUCCGCGGCAUGACGGAUCUCCGGAAGCUCAAGAAACUCGAGAGAUAUAUGCGGGAAGAGGGAUUUCCCCAAACUGCCGAGGCUGCUUACGAAACUAUUAUCAAACUAGGGGGCCGGGUUUUUCGUCCCGGAGAGCGCGAAACUCGAGUUGACGAAUACGACGAAGAUUUCGAUGGUUUUCUUAAGACCUUCGACUCGUGGAAGGACGCGAUCAAAGGUGCCGAUGACAAGCUUCGCCAGCUUCAGAGAGUGAAAGGCCCCAAAGCUGCAGAGUCCGGCGACAAAGCCAGGCCAACUAUACAAGAAACAACUAAGCCUUCUGAAGUUUUAAAUACCCGCACGAAGAAAGAGGGUAAAGACUUAAAAAGUGGCAGAGAUUAUUACCGACUAUGGGAUGAAUUCGCCGCAAAAUGCGAAAACGCAAGUCAUUUCUAUCAUUGGCAGUGCUGGGUUGAUGUUGUACAUUUUCUCCAGGAAGACGACUGCAAUACCGAAGAAAAGAUACCUCGUCCCAAGAAAACCAAAGAAAGGAAUGCUAUUGUUUCUAAAUCGCAAACAGAGAGGGAAUGGCAUGCAAACCGAGAGCGAGAGAAGGGCAAUGAGCUGUUUAAGGCACGAGAAUAUAUUGCUUCACUAGAUGCGUACAGCUUGUCCCUCGAACUAUUUUCGAAUUCGGCGACGACGUUUGCUAAUCGUGCUGCAGUUCAAGUUAAGCUGAAUCGAUGGGAUGAUGCUGUUGCAGACUGUUCCAAAGCACUUCAACUCGACCCAAAUCACGUCAAGGCACUUCUUCGUCGUGGAGUGGCUUAUCUGGAAAUAGGAAGGCCGGAGGCGGCCUUGAGAGAUUUAACCGCUGCAUUUGAUUUGGAUUCAUCUUGUAAGGAGGCCUCGACCUUGAAAGAAAAGGCAGAAAGAGCUGUUCGGAAGAAGCAAAAAGACGAUGAUAAGCUUGCAGACAGUUGUAAAAGAAUUUCAAUAGAAGAGGUUGGAGGUGAAGAGGAAUCCCGUUCUUCUUCAGCGUUGCUAGAGAUGGAGAGUCGAACUCCAGCCCUUCGAACUCGGGUGACUAAGACGCAGAAAUUUCCUCAACGUGAAAUAUCUACGAAAGAGAGUGUUCCCGAGGGCGAGCUAAAGAUCCUAUCUGAACGUAAACUCUCUCCUGCGCUCGAGGAGAACUCUUCGUACAUUCCUAUGCGAGCUGGGCCGAUGGUGAUUGAGGAGAUCGUUGAGACGAAAUGCGAGCAUGAGGAAUCAUCGACGGCGUGUCGGCCUGAAAAUACCAAUGACGCUCGAGAAGAAGCAAACAAGCAGCGAACAAUCGGGAAUGAACAUUUCAAGUCUCAAGAUUACUGCGCAGCGAUCAAGUGUUACAGCAGGAGUUUGAGUUUAGAUCAUGGCAUUGCGGCAACUUUUGCUAACCGAGCACUCUGCUAUCUAAAGAUGAGAGAUUGGAAUACCGCAAUAUCGGAUUGUUCUGAAGCAAUUACCAUAGAUUGUGGAUAUGCGAAGGCAUACUACAGGAGAGCAUUGGCAUUUGAAGGCCUUGGUGAUCUUCGAGGGGCCCUCAAAGACCUACAGGCCGCUCUGAAAUUGCAACCGGAUGAUUCAGAAAUCGGUGAGAAGCUCAGGACUAUCAAGCGGAAGCUUCGAGUAUCAUUUGUCAAAGAGUCAUCCCAGGAAGAGGCUGGCAGCGACAAGAAUCUUGAAGAAACCUCGGGAAGGAGCCCUUCGAUGCACGAAAUAAAGACUCAGAUUGGCGAAGGAGCUUGCAUUCCAGUGUCUCAACCACAAGAGCGUCCAAUAGCUCCUGAACGGAACGUCAGACAAGCCAGGGCAACGACAGUUCCUGAAAAGCCAAGGACCGCGAUAGAGUUCCAGCGAUCGUGUGAACGACUACAAGGCCAAUCACAGCUGCUUAGAGAGUUCAUCAGCAGGAUCCACAUUGACGAGUAUCCGGGGAUUUUCAAGGAGAACCUGAGCGUGGAAGUCCUGAGGAUCAUUCUAAAGUCGUUGCAAGCUGCGUUCAUGCCACACGAUCCCGCGGGAACAAUGGCAGUGCUUGGCGGGCUGGUGAAAGUGAAGCGUUUUGGGCUUAUUUUAAAGCUUCUGGCGCCCUGUGAGAAGAAUACAUUCCUGUCAAUCUUCGACUGGCUUCGUGACUCAUGCGGCGCUCCUCUCGACCGUGCUCAGGAACUUAAAGCACAGUUCUACUGAGCUUUACUGUAGACG
This is a messenger RNA of Selaginella moellendorffii, 2307 nucleotides long. Its product is annotated as sperm-associated antigen 1. Lineage: Eukaryota; Viridiplantae; Streptophyta; Lycopodiopsida; Selaginellales; Selaginellaceae. The transcript is spliced from 16 exons. The record is from RefSeq and is a predicted model, not a curated record. Bases 4 to 2292 code for a protein of 762 amino acids. Gene Ontology annotation, molecular function: protein binding.